This is a messenger RNA of Pistacia vera, 1723 nucleotides long. RefSeq names its product dof zinc finger protein DOF4.6. Gene Ontology annotation, biological process: regulation of DNA-templated transcription. The coding region runs from base 198 to 1064 and encodes 288 amino acids. Lineage: Eukaryota; Viridiplantae; Streptophyta; Magnoliopsida; Sapindales; Anacardiaceae. Gene Ontology annotation, molecular function: DNA-binding transcription factor activity; DNA binding. The record is from RefSeq and is a predicted model, not a curated record. The transcript has 3 exons.
GCUCUCAAAUACACAUACGCAGGACAUAAACUUUCAUAAAGCAAAGGUGAGAGAGAUAUACAUAGAACGUCCACACACUAAAAUCCAUUUCACACAUUCCUUUUCCUACUUUAUUAACCAGUUUCAAGUUAAAGCCCUGAUUUUUUUUUUUUUCUCUUGGAGAUACCAUUUCUUCUUCCUUCUUCUUCAGUUUCAUCAUGGAUACUGCUCAGUGGCCACAGGAGAUUGUGGUGAAACCAAUAGAAGAGAUAGUCACAAAUACAUGCCCAAAGCCAGCUCCUUUAGAUAGGAAGACAAGGCCUCAAAAAGAAGCACCGCCUUUGAAUUGUCCAAGGUGCAAUUCUGCGAACACCAAGUUCUGUUACUAUAACAACUACAGUCUCACACAGCCAAGGUAUUUCUGCAAGACUUGUAGAAGAUACUGGACUGAAGGUGGGUCUCUUAGAAAUAUUCCUGUUGGUGGUGGUUCAAGGAAGAACAAGAGAUCAUCAUCUACGUCUUCCUCAUCUUCAUCUUCUUCUUCGUCUAAGAAGCUUCCUGAUCUUGUUACACCACCAAGAUUGUCCCAGUCUUCUACUCAAAACCCUAAGAUCAAUGAAGGACAAGAUCUCAACUUAGCUUUCCCAGCUACUCAAGGUUUCAGAAGCAUCUCUGAAUUCGUUCAAGUUCCAAAUAUUGACAACAAUAACAACAACAACAAUAAGAUCCAAAUUCCUUCUUCUUCAUCAACUACACCUCACCUUUCAGCUCUGGAGCUGCUCACUGGAUUCUCUUCAAGAGGGUUGAAUUCUUUCAUGCCGGUCCAGGUUCCAGAUCCAAGCGCUGUUUAUACACCUGGGUUUGCUAUGCAAGAUUUUAAACCAACCCUAAAUUUCUCUUUAGAUGGACUUGGAGUAAAUGGGUAUGAGAGUCUCCCUGGUGUUCAACAGACUAGCACUGGAAGGCUGCUGUUUCCAUUUGAAGAUUUGAAACAAGUUUCUAGUUCAACUGAUAUUGAGCAGAAUAGGGAGCAAGGAGAUUCUUCUGGCUAUUGGACUGGAAUGUUAGGGGGAGGAUCAUGGUAAAGAAUAUAUGAUGAAAAAUAAUUUGGGUCUUUUUCUUUUUCUUUUUCUUCUUUAUUUUUUUUUUUUCUUUUGGGUUUAUUUAACUUAUAUUAAUUUGUUAAGGUGGGUGACUUGUUUGGAUUUCUUCAUUACUAACAGAUAGGGUACAUUACAUGAGUUUCUUUCUCUCUUACUUUGCCUCUUUUUUUCUCCUUUAAUCAUCUUAUUUACUCUUUGGUAAUGGUGGGAAUUUGAAGCUUAAUUUUUGAUUGGCUUCAGAAUGGGUGGUGACAAGAGAUACUGAUCAUCAGAAAUGCUAGAAGAUGAUAUCAAGCUUGUUAUAUAAAUUAGCCCAGAUUCUUUUAGGGUAAAUUACAAGUAGAAGAGGGCUUGCUUCAUGCCCCUUUAUUUCAUGUAUCCACAGAAAGAGAGAGGAAGGGCAACCCAGUGUUCUAUGUGUCAUUGUUGGCUUGGUACAAAUUAUAAUUAAAUGUAUAAUGUGCAAGUUUGUAAGGAGUUUUACGGGUGAAAAAUGCUUUGUUUUAGUAAAAUACUCACCAAAAAUCUCAAUAGGGUUCCAAUGGUAGCAUGAAUUCUCUCCAUUCCCUUCUUGUAAACAGGUUAUGAGAUCAUUUUAAGGUCUCACAGAAGCACAGAGAUUGAUUCUUGAAGAAGAUAUU